AUGGCAGAAGAAGCAACAAAGGGCAAGGGACAACGUGUCCAAACCUUCGGAAGGAAGAAGCGCGCUGUGGCAGUUGCGCUCUGCACUAGGGGAACCGGUAUGAUCAGGGUCAACGGUCGUCCUCUUGACCACAUCCGCCCCGAGGCCUUGAGAACCAAGGUGCUAGAGCCACUUUACGUCAUGGGCACCAAACGUAUCUCUGCUGUUGACAUUAGGAUCCGUGUACGCGGUGGUGGUUUUACUGCCCAAAUGUACGCUAUCAGACAAGCCAUAGCCAAGGCUGUAGUCGCAUUCCACCAGAAGUACGUCGAUGAGGCUUCCAAGAAGAAAAUUGUCGAUGAGCUUGUAAGCUACGACAGGUCACUUCUUAUCGCCGACCCACGCCGAUGCGAACCCAAGAAGUUCGGAGGUCCAGGCGCCCGCGCUCGCUACCAGAAAUCGUACCGUUGA
Molecule: messenger RNA, 450 nt
Organism: Babesia sp. Xinjiang
Lineage: Eukaryota; Apicomplexa; Aconoidasida; Piroplasmida; Babesiidae
Gene: rps16
Product: 40S ribosomal protein S16
Exons: 1
Coding region: 1-450 (149 amino acids)
Biological process (GO): translation; maturation of SSU-rRNA from tricistronic rRNA transcript (SSU-rRNA, 5.8S rRNA, LSU-rRNA)
Cellular component (GO): ribosome; cytosolic small ribosomal subunit
Molecular function (GO): structural constituent of ribosome; RNA binding
Source: RefSeq, a predicted model, not a curated record